This is a messenger RNA of Cotesia congregata, 1041 nucleotides long. The record is from the annotation of a GenBank genome assembly. Lineage: Eukaryota; Metazoa; Arthropoda; Insecta; Hymenoptera; Braconidae.
AUGAAAUUGCAGAUGGCGGUAAUGUUGAAAGCAAUAUCAGAUAAUUACCACCAUAUAAUGGAUGAAAAAUCGGAUCCACGAGUCAACAACUGGUUCAUGAUGAGUAGCCCACUUCCUACACUUGCCAUUUGUAUUUGUUACGGUUAUUUCAGUAAAGUUAUGGGUCCAAAAUUGAUGGAAAAUCGUAAACCCUUUUCUCUCAAACGAACUAUGAUAAUCUAUAAUUUAUUUCAAGUAAUUUUUUCAGCUUGGCUAUUUUAUGAGGGGCUAGCCUCUGGUUGGUGGAAUGAUUAUUCUUUUAGAUGUCAGCCUGUAGAUUAUUCAACAAAUCCAAAGGCAUUAAGGAUGGCGGGUAGUAGCUGGUGGUACUAUAUAUCCAAAUUUACAGAACUUCUCGAUACACUUUUUUUCGUACUGCGGAAGAAAAACAAUCAAAUAUCUGCUCUUCACGUUAUACAUCAUGGAAUAAUGCCAUUAUCCACGUGGGUUGGCGUUAAGUUUAUUCCUGGUGGUCAUUCAACAUUCUUCGGUCUACUUAACACAUUUGUUCACAUAGUGAUGUAUGGAUAUUACUUACUUGCUGCCCUUGGACCACGUGUAAAGCCAUAUUUAUGGUGGAAAAAGUAUUUGACCGCUCUUCAAAUUACACAAUUUGUUCUAAUUAUGAUCCACGCAUUCCAGUUACUAUUUAUAAAAUGUGAUUAUCCUAAAGCAUUUGCUGGAUGGAUUGGAUUACAUGCAAUUCUAUUCUUUUUUCUUUUCAAAUCUUUUUAUGAAGAAUCUUACACUAAAAAAACUGUUAAAAAUUUACCUAAAUCAGUUGAAGAGGAAAAGACUGCAAAUAUAUACAGUAAUAAUAACAAUAAUAAUAAUAAGAAUAAUAAUAAUAAUAAUAAUGAUAAAUAUAGUAACUCGCGAAAACCAAACAAAGAAAAUUUUACUAACGAUUUCAAUGAUUAUGAAUUGAUUAAUGGUUUUAACAAUAAUUUACGAAUUCGUGUUAAUAUUAACAAUCAUAAUGCUGAUAAAUCAAUUAAGUAA